CGUAAAAGGGGGCGGGGCCGACCGGUUUCUCGAUGUUUCUGUCCCUCAGUCCGGCGGAGAGAUGGCGGUCAACAGACCGGGGGAGCCCGGUAACCAGAGUGUGCUGAUGUUUUAUGACCAUGUAGAGCUGUCAUUUGCUGACAACACAUUGGAGGCUUUCAAAGGUUCAAAGAAGGGAACUGUUUACCUGAUGCCAUACCAAGUUGUAUUUGUGGCAAAAGAUAGCAGAGAUGCACUGAAAUCCUUCACAAUGCCAUUUUACCUGAUGAAAGGCUGUGAGAUCAAACAGCCAGUGCUUGGGCCAAAUUACAUCAAAGGAACUAUCAAAGCUGAGCCAAAUGGAGGAUGGGAAGGUUCUGCAACAUUUAAGCUUUCCUUCACCAGUGGAGGUGCCAUUGAAUUUGGACAGUUGAUGUUACGUACAGCAUCACAGGCCUCUAGGGGUGAAGUCCCAGCUGGAGGAUUUGGCUACACCUACAUGCUAAACAGUGCAUGUGGAAAUACAGUACCUGUGGGAGUCGCAGCAUACAACGUACCAACAUCUGCAACCUUUGCCUACCCUCCCCCACUUCCAGGUGAUUCACCUUUACAUGUUGGGAAGAUCACAGAUUAUCUACUUGUUACUGCUGGAUUUUACCCUGGACCACCUCCCACAGAGGGUACAAUGAACUACAUGGCUCCUCCCCCUUACCCGGGGCCCAUGACUCUUCCAGGAGGUAAUGCGUUACUGUCUCAGACACAGGAUUGUGAAGCAAGGCCUGCAGAACAGGCUGAAAAUACUCAGAGCAGUCAGUCAGUCCCUCUCAGUGUGCCCAUGGAGCAGCCCCCUCCUUACACUCCGCGUGAUGAGAGCCAAGGGCAGCAGAGUGACCAGCUUGGGAACACAAUCCCCCAGCCCCUUGGUGGUUGGAGCCAGCAGCCACAGCAUGCAUCACCCUUCUACACUGCUCCUGCCUCCUCUCAAUAACUGGUGAAUUGAAGACCUGUUUUCCUGCUGUAGAAAGUGACACUGACUCACUGCAGCUCAACUUUGUCAUUUGGCUGUAGCACCUCUGUAGGACAUCAUGCAUUGCAUCCCCAUCCUCUUUUUUUUUCCUUCCCCCCACCCCCCACCACUUCUUCCCUCAGGCAAUGGAAGCCAAGCAAAGUGAAUGGCAGCAGACAGCAAAUUUACUUAAGAAACUGCAGACCAUUGAUUUGUUUUCCUUCAGCAAGGGUCAAUAUUUUGUUUUCUCUCUCCUGCUAAGUUUCAUUGCUUGGAUACACACAUCUGAACCCAUCAAUAUUCUUCCCUACUAAGCUCCCCAUUGGAGACUAUCUAAAAUUUAUCUCAUUAUCACAUGUGCAGGACAGAUAUCACUGUCUGUUUGGAUGUCAGGUUCCCUUUGUCUAAACAUUAAGAUAUUCAGCUUUGUAAUCAGAUUUGAAGCACACCGAUGGCUUUUUUGGAUAUCCGUCUCCAACUGUUCACCUUCAGGUGCAGUUUUCCUUUAUUUUACCAGUAACAUUGCAUAUUUAUUUAGAAUGGCUUAGUGACUCUGGUGAGAUAAUAAGCAAAUGAAUGCUGUCAUUCAGCUCUUGUACUUUUGUGUUAUGGACCAGGCCAGACCCCCUCCAAAAUAUUUCAAGAAAGUAGCCCAGACCCUAGCUUUGCCAGUUGUUU
Molecule: messenger RNA, 1663 nt
Organism: Chiloscyllium plagiosum (whitespotted bambooshark)
Lineage: Eukaryota; Metazoa; Chordata; Chondrichthyes; Orectolobiformes; Hemiscylliidae
Source: RefSeq, a predicted model, not a curated record